AGACGGCCCCCGCUUUUCUCAUUGGCAAAAAGAGCUCGUCGGGUGAAGCUCGGAGAUGGGCGGUGACGGCGGCGGCAGCAGCGGGGAGGAAGACGGAGACGCUAGUUGGAGGGCGGCCAUUGAUUCCGUCGCCGCUUUAGAUUUUGGCUCCUCGGCUUCUAAGCCUCCGGCGAAGUCUCAGAAAAACUCAACUGAUUCAGUCCAGGACGAUUCUUUAGAGGAACAAAAUCAGAGCAGAGGUUCCGGUCUCAAGCUCUAUCAAAUUAAGGCACAGAAGCUUUUGGAUGAGGUCCUGGAGAAAAGUCUUGAGAUUGUGAGAAGCACUAUACCUGCAGGCAGUGAAAAUUCUGAAUCAAAUGGGGGGAUUCGAUUAUUUAGACGCGCACCUCCUGGUGUAAUUCUUGAUGGAUUUGAUGCACAUCAGCAGCAGCAGAAGAGACCAAGAAUAAUUCCAGGAGAGGAAGUCAAUGAGAAUUCAAAGAAGUUUAAGUGUAGACUUCAGUCUGUUGUUGUUGAUGGGACGAACAUAAUGGCUGCUGCAAGAGAUGCAUGCCAAAGAUCCCUGGCAAGAUUUGAAGCUAGAGAAGCUGCUGCAAAGGAAGCACUAAAGAGAGAAGAAGAAUGGAUCGCAAAGCUGAAAAAGAUACGAGGAGAGAGAUGGCUUCCUUCGCUUGCCAGAGAGAUGCAGGGUGGAACAUGAAAUACUGAAAAACAGAUAUCUGCUACCCACUAUUUCAGUAGUGAAUGGAGUCCUUGGUGACCAUGGUGAAGAAGCUAGGAACCUUCACAGCCACUAUUUGGGCACUGCAUGAAAGGAGAUGUACCAUAGUCUUUGACACUGCAAGGUCCGUUGUCUGUUCAUUGAUCUCUUGUUUCUUGGUAGGCUUCUUGGUUCUUCAGCAGGCGACCACACUCUGGGCUUGAAACCUUGAAAUCUUCUGUUUUCUAUCUGUGAUUGACUGGUUGCUGGAUUAUCUGAUGAAUAAACAGUGUUUACCUUCAUUUGUACUUAAUGCUAAUAUCUUAUAAAUGAAUUCAUUGCCUUUCAAAA
Molecule: messenger RNA, 1051 nt
Organism: Dioscorea cayenensis subsp. rotundata (Guinea yam)
Lineage: Eukaryota; Viridiplantae; Streptophyta; Magnoliopsida; Dioscoreales; Dioscoreaceae
Exons: 6
Coding region: 56-700 (214 amino acids)
Source: RefSeq, a predicted model, not a curated record